Molecule: messenger RNA, 2178 nt
Organism: Aspergillus thermomutatus
Lineage: Eukaryota; Fungi; Ascomycota; Eurotiomycetes; Eurotiales; Aspergillaceae
Exons: 7
Coding region: 1-2178 (725 amino acids)
Biological process (GO): lipid biosynthetic process
Molecular function (GO): iron ion binding; oxidoreductase activity; hydrolase activity, acting on carbon-nitrogen (but not peptide) bonds, in linear amidines
Source: RefSeq, a predicted model, not a curated record
AUGGACGUCGCGCUUGAUGUUCUCGAUACCUUUGUCUUCGACAAGCUUUAUGCGGUUCUUCUACCGGCCAGAUCGUUCGAUCUUCUGGACGAGGACUCGCUGCAUGGUUACAACCGCCAUAUCAAUCGAUAUGUCACCCUCAUGCCAUCCCAAUACGCUGUGCAGAGCAGCUGGUCCCGAGACAAUGUUUUCCGGCAGUUUUUGAGUCUUUUUAUCAUGAUCUGGGGCUUCGGUCUUCUGCUCUACCUGGUCAGUGCCACCCUCUCCUUCGCUCUGGUCUUCGACAAACGUGCGAUGCAACACCCCAAGUUUCUUCGCCAUCAGAUACGUCUUGAAAUCGGGCAAGCAUUGCGCGCAAUGCCCGGGAUGGCAGCCUUGACCGCUCCUCUCUUCCUGGCCGAAGUGCGAGGAUACAGCAAGCUGUACGAUUUUCCCGCAGAAAGUCCCUUUCCACUGUAUACCUACCUGCAGUACCCACUCUUUAUCGCAUUUACCGAUUUCGCCAUCUACUGGAUUCAUCGAGGACUGCAUCAUCCGGCCAUCUACAAACACCUGCACAAGCGGCAUCACAGGUGGAUCAUCUCGACCCCCUAUGCUAGCUAUGCCUUCCACCCAGUCGACGGAUGGAGUCAGAGUCUUCCAUACCACAUCUAUCCGUUUGUCUUUCCGCUGCAGAAGGCGGCGUAUUUGGGACUCUUUGUUUUCGUCACGUUCUGGACAGUCAUGAUUCAUGACGGAGAGUAUGCUCUCGAUUCCCCAGUGAUCAACGGAUCUGCCUGCCACACUAUUCACCACUACUAUUUCAACUACAACUAUGGGCAGUUCACCACACUCUGGGACCGUAUUGGAGGAAGCUAUCGCAAGCCAAAUCGGGAGCUGUUCAACAGGCAAGAACGGCUCGAGCAGACCGAGAUCAAGCGGCAAGUGGAGGAGAUGGAGAGAUUGUGGGGAGCUGCUCAUCGUCAUGGCGAGAACCCGACAGACACGGGGAUGGCUCGUCUCACAUUGGAUGAUAACGAUGCGCGUGUGCGACGAUGGUUCGCCGGAGAAGUUGAAAAGCUCGGAUGUUCGCUGUCCGUAGAUCAGAUGGGGAACAUGUUUGCACGCCAGAAAGGCAAGCUGCAGACAUCUGCUCCCAUGAUCGCCAUGGGAAGCCAUCUUGAUACACAACCACGGGGCGGUCGGUACGAUGGCAUUCUUGGAGUGAUGGCGGCGCUGGAAGUGCUACGAACAAUGAAGGAGAAUGGAUUCCAGACCAACUACGAUGUUGGGAUUGUUAAUUGGACCAAUGAAGAAGGAGCUCGAUUCCCCAAGUCAAUGUGCUCGUCUGGGGUUUGGGCUGGAGCUAUUUCAAUCGAAAAAGCCUGGGAUCUGCGUGAUAUACAUGAUUCCAGGGUGACCCUUCGAUCUGAGCUUGAGAGACACGGAUUUCUCGGCCAGAUCGAGUGCUCACAUACUGCAUAUCCCCUUGCGGCGCAUUUUGAGCUUCAUAUCGAACAGGGCCCCAUUCUACAGGAGACAAGACGUUCCAUCGGCGUCGUUCAGGGCGCACAGGGAUACAGGUGGUUUACUUUCAAGGUCAAGGGACGCGAUGCACACACGGGGACGACGCCCUUGAGUGCCCGCCAAGAUCCCCUACUUGCAGCCUCGCGAAUGAUUGCAGCGUCGAAUGACAUCGCUCGGAAGCACAAUGCUCUUGCCUCGACGGGGAUCUUCAGGAUUCCUUCUAAUGCAUCAACUAACACGGUUGCAUCCGAGGUUUCCUUUACGCUUGAUAUCCGACAUCCGCAAGAUAGCGUGGUACAUGCAGUGCAAGAAGAAUGCCUGCAGGCCUUUUCUGCCAUUGCCGCUCAGGACGGCAAAGGGGUCACCUUCGACUGGACGUUGGACACCGAUUCGCCGGCUGUGAAGUUUGAUCAGGGGUGCCUCGAGUCCAUCCAGGCAGCGGCCAACCACCUCGUUGGUCCCGAUCAGUGGAUGAAUAUAUCCAGCGGCGCUGGCCACGAUAGCGUGUAUACCAGCCAUCACUGUCCGAGUGCCAUGAUCUUUGUACCCUGUCGCGAUGGUGUCAGUCACAAUCCGACGGAGUACUGUAGUCCCGAGCACUGUGCUUUGGGUGCUCAAACCCUGCUCGAGGCUGUGGUUCACUACGACCAGACUAGGGUACAAAAUACUUGA